This is a messenger RNA of Paecilomyces variotii, 4007 nucleotides long. RefSeq lists its product as hypothetical. The record is from RefSeq and is a predicted model, not a curated record. Lineage: Eukaryota; Fungi; Ascomycota; Eurotiomycetes; Eurotiales; Thermoascaceae. The coding region runs from base 1 to 3807 and encodes 1268 amino acids. Gene Ontology annotation, biological process: protein transport. The transcript is spliced from 4 exons.
AUGGCGGGUGUCCAAAAUGGACACGUUCCCGAGUCAAACAACAGGCUCGGUGGACGCGUCCAGAGCUCCAAGGAGUCAAAACGCAAACAAGGCUUUGUAAAAUGGACAUUUGGGCUCGUCGCAAGAUUAUGUAUCUGGUACGCGUUGCUCACGCCGUUUUUCCGCUGCCCUUCAAAUCCUUCAGAAUUGGACCAGUCAUCGCCAGCGGUUUGCAAACCGUACUCGUUAGCCAAAUCGCAUAUUGAGCCUCAUGUUCUUCCGUAUUACGACAUCUAUGGUGCACCGUAUGUGGACUUGGUUCGCCCAUAUGCCAACAGCUUGCAUGAGCAAGUUUACUCUCCUGUCGCAAAGGUCGCAAAGAGCGGUUAUGACACAUAUGGAGCCCCCACUAUCGCGCGAGCUCAGGCACACGGCAAGAAGCGAUGGGAGACUGAAGCCGUUCCGCGAUUGAGGUCUGCCCAGGCAAGCGUGAGCGAAAUCUAUGAAGCUAAUGUUGGCCCGCAUGUCAAACGCGCAGCAGCGGUCAUAAAACCGCAUUACGAUGAUGUUAGUGGCAGAGUUAGACAGCUAUACAGUGUAUAUGUCUUGCCUUCAUACAACCGGACGAGACCUUUCAUUGGCAAGACAUAUUCUUCGGGUCAGGUCAUUCUUGUGGAUAAUGUCUUGCCCUUCACGCACAGGGUAUGGUCUUCCAUUGUGUACUUUAUCAACACUACGCUCUGGCCCAGUGUGACCGGUCUCUACUCAGAAAAUGUCGAGCCGCAGCUGGUCAAAAUCGGCGAGAGACUAGCCAGCUACCGGGAGGGGAAGAAGUUGAGAACGGUUGUGGACGAGGUUGAAGUUGACAGUUCCUCGGUCAAUAAAUCGCCCAAGUCUACUAGCAGCAUCACGUCCUCCAAGAUCGAGACAACCACGGCAACAGCUACCACUAGCUCCAACGACCUUGCGGCGACUGAAAAAUCGACCAAAUUAACCCCUUCGCAGCAGAUUGAAGAAGCGCGUCCGAUAGUGGCUAGUGAUCUUCAUAAAUGGCAGGAAAAGUUCACCGUUGCAGCUGACAAAGGAGUCGACGACUUAGAGGAGCGCAUUAAAGAAAUUGUCGACCGCCAGAUUGAAGGAGCCUCUAGGAGACAUGGAGAUAGCUUGGUCGAGGCUCUACUGGCCGUAUCAGAGCAGCAGCUGUCUGAUAUUAAGGAGCGUAUUAAUGCUAUUGUGAAAAGCUUACCAGAUGAAGCUACUCCCAAGAUCGAGGACGAUGCCCAGGGAGAGCUGCUCAAGGAAAUCAGGUCAGCUGGAGUUGCAAUAAGGGACCGUGCUCAUGCUCUUAGAGAGUGGCAAUCUUCAUUCGAUGAUGAAUUGACACGCCGUGUAUCUGCGGCUGUCGAGUCAACUCUUGAUAUCUUGGACGGUAUCCGCGACCUCGGGCUGCAGGAGAUUGGUAUGAGAUGGGCUUGGAUGGACGGUGUCACCUACAAGGACUGGGCCAAAUACCAUGCCCUCAAGGCCCAGUUCGAGGACUGGCGCAGCGAGGUUAGGGACAUUGGCAUGCAAAAUGAGAGGCUCGGAGAAGCCAGAGACCUGGCAAAUGAAAUUUUAUCUCGUGGGAUGACGAUUGCAGAAAAUGCAGCAAAGGAAUUAACCCGCCUGAAGGAGGUUGGCAAAUGGAAGAUUGAGGCUCGAGAAGUCAGCGACAACUUCGAUACAAGACAGGAGCCUCCCACUCGCCCGAAGCCAAUCUCUGCUACUGAAGAUCAUAUUGAAGAGCAAGUCGUGUCUCAAUCCACGGUUUCUGAUGAAACUGCUACAGACGAGUCUUCCUUCGAACAACGACAAAACAGCGAAAACCAGAGACCACUUCAAGCUGCCGAAGAAGCGGACGCCGAAGAAGCUGAUUCUGAACUGCCUAAUUUGGACGGCUCCAAUGAAUCGCUCGCCGAGGAAACAUCCCAGAGCUCUUCUACUGAAGAAGAUACUCCUGCACAGGACCAACCUUCGGCUCCGAGGGUUUGGGGAGGGGCUGCAGCUGAGUCUAUUCCCGGGAGGAAGGGAAUCGUCAACGAUGUUGUUGAUGAUGACUCCGAACAGCACAGAUUCUCUGAAGAACUACAGAACCUAGCUAGCAAGGCAGGCGACCGGUAUGCCGAGGCCACCAAGGUUGUUAGCGAGGCGUUGCUUGGUGAGCCCUCUAGCCGCGGGGUCAAGGAGAAUGCUGGGUCUGUAGUCAGCGAUCAGUACUCAAGUGCUCUGUCCGCUGCUUCAAGCGUGCUCUAUGGGACUACACCCAGUCCAGGGGAAAGCAUCGUUAGUGCCGCAUCUGAGAAAUAUAGCCAGGCUGUUUCUGCGGCUUCUUCCGCUUACUAUGGCACUUCAUCUGCCGCAGGACCGUUGGAGUCUAUUUCGUCUGUCGCAUCCUCCAAGCUGCAAGAGGGUCUUAGUCUUGCUUCGGCCCAGUAUGCGAGCGUCAAGGCGACUAUUUCUCCCACUCCAACCUCUAAUCAGAAUCCCGUCCUGCUUGAUGCUCAACGCCGCUACUAUGAAGCAGUCGGGCUCGCACAUGACCACUACUCGGCAUUUGUGACCUCUGCUUCUGAAGCAGUUUUCGGUACUCUCACUCCUUCGGCAGCCCCGAGCGGCUUCCUGGAUGCGUUGGAAAAUGCCAAGUCGCAUUACAGCCAGGCUUCUUCUCUCGCCUCAUCUAGCCUUGCGGCAGUUGUAGCAUCAGCAAGCUCCGCCGCGAGUUCCAAGGGACAGGAUGUUCAGAGCAUAAUUGCAGACGCCUCCUCGCGAUACAGUGCUGCGCUGUCGGCGGCAUCCGCUUCUCUGUCGUCUGUCUCAGUUUCUGCAAGCGCUUCCAUCUACGGAACGCCCACUGGUCGUAUUGAGUCCGUCGCCAGCCGAGCGUCAGAGAACUGGGAUACCCUUAUUUCAAGAGCAAGUGAACAGAUCUACGGAACCCCCACACCUUAUGUCCAGCAGAUAUUGGAUCAAAAAGCAGCCCAGUAUGAAUCUCUCAAGGGUCUGGUUUCGGAGCUUGUUGUCGGAAAAGAACCCGACUUCACCGAGAGCGUCAUGAGAAAGCUACAGGCAGUGUAUGAGACCCCAUAUCCAGCUUCUGCAUUGUCCUCCGCCUCAAGCUAUGCGAGCGAUGCUUAUGAGUCUGCUUCGUCUGUUGCGGCCGCUUACGUGACGCCAUUGCCAGCCGUCGAGGACAUAAUUAAUUCUGCAAAUGAGCAGUUUAACUCCGCUGUUGACGCUGCCAGUGUCUAUGUUUAUGGCACAAGCAAAGGCCCUUAUGAGCAAGCAACAUCCGCUGCGGCUAGUAUCUACAAUUCCGCAUCCUCGGGGGCGAGCGAAGCCAUAUACGGCACUCAGACAGGGUAUCUUGAGGCUGCUAGCGUGGCUAUUGAAGGUGCAUUUGUCUCUGCUCAAGGCGCCCUUAGCACUGCCGUGUAUGGUACUCCGACUGGCCCAGUUGAGUCAGUCUUCAAUGCUGCCAGCGAUGCGUAUGCAUCUGCAACAUCUGCCGCGGCAGACAAAGCGUCUGACGCAAGCUCCGCGGUUGGUAGCGCUUAUUCCAGCAUCCAAUCCAAAGCAAGUGCCCAGAUAUACGGUGAACCGCAAGGUGCUCUCGAGAGCGCAACCAACCGAUUGGCAGUUGCAGUCGAAAGCGCACAGGCACGUCUCUCCAGCCUAGCCUCCAAAGCCACCGAUGGAGCAUCCGAAGUUUUCUCCUCGGCUGCAUCUGUCGUGGAGGACUCUGGAAGCAGUGUCAGCAGCGCAGCUAGCAAGUUGAAGGACGAGCUCUAAACACUGAGCAAUUCGCCGUUGCAUACCAAAUAGCUUACUCUAAUACGGAAUAUACAUACCACGCAAUAUCGCGAAUUGUGGACGUGACUAUAUGCUAUCUUUAUAUCAUGACGAAUAUCUGGCAGUCCAUUUUCGAGUCGUUGCAAGACUGAUGUUUUCAGUUCUUUUUGUUACUAAGCUCUACCUGUGACAUUUGUGGU